GUGGCGCUGCCCACUCGGCCCGGCGCUCGGGGAGGCGCGCGAGGCCGUGGCCGGGUGCGCACCUGCCCCGCCUCCUCCAGGCGGGCCACGGGGCAUGCAGCCGGUCGGGGGCGGGGCUCCGAGGCCGGGAUGCGGCCCCGGGCUCCCCGGCAGCCUCCGCCAGCUGGACCCCGUCGCGCUCCUGAUGCUGCUCGUGGACGCCGACCGGCCGGAGCCCGUGCGCAGCGGGGCGCGCGAGCUCGCGCUCUUCCUGACCCCCGACCCCGGGGCGGAGGCGAAGGAGGUGGAGGAGACCAUUGAGGGGAUGCUCCUCAGGCUGGAAGAGUUCUGCAGCCUGACUGACAUGAUCAGGAGCGACACUUCACAGAUCUUGGAGGAAAGCAUCCCGCUCCUUCAGGCCAAAGUGACAGAAAUGCGUGGCAUCUAUGCCAAAGUGGACCAGCUAGAGGCCUUCGUCAAGAUGGUUGGGCACCACGUCUCCUUCCUGGAGGCCCACGUGCUUCAGGCCGAGCGGGACCGCGGGGCCUUCACGCAGGCUCUGCGGAGGUGGCUGGGCUCCGCGGGGCUUCCCUCCUUCAGGAAUAAGCCGCCGGCGCCCCUGCCCUUCGAGCUGCCCGCGCUGUACCGGACGGAGGACUACUUCCCCGCGGCCGCCGGCCAGGCCGCUCUGCGCACCCCCGGCCCCCGGCGCCCGCGCGUACGCCGUCUGUACUUCAUGUACCACGCGGAUGGGCGGACGGGGCCCACGCGGUGCCGUCUGUCUGUGUGUCGGCUUCCCUGGCUGACACGGCGCCUGUCGCUACAUGGAGAGGGAAAGUUAAUUGUUCAGACAAGCGGUGAGGAGACCAGUUUCCCAAAGGCCGAGUACAUGUGGCUUGCUGGCAACGCCCAGGCCUCUUUCCCUUUCGGGGCCCGAAGCAGGGGCCAGGGGGAGGUGAAAGGGAACGUCAUGUGA
Messenger RNA from Odobenus rosmarus divergens (Pacific walrus), 955 nucleotides. RefSeq names its product breast carcinoma amplified sequence 4 (gene BCAS4). Gene Ontology annotation, cellular component: BLOC-1 complex. The coding region runs from base 95 to 955 and encodes 286 amino acids. The transcript is spliced from 7 exons. NCBI's taxonomy places the organism in Eukaryota, Metazoa, Chordata, Mammalia, Carnivora, Odobenidae. The record is from RefSeq and is a predicted model, not a curated record.